Engraulis encrasicolus (European anchovy) is the source of this 1984-nucleotide messenger RNA. RefSeq names its product potassium voltage-gated channel subfamily S member 2. Gene Ontology annotation, biological process: protein homooligomerization; potassium ion transmembrane transport; regulation of delayed rectifier potassium channel activity. Gene Ontology annotation, cellular component: voltage-gated potassium channel complex; membrane. The record is from RefSeq and is a predicted model, not a curated record. Gene Ontology annotation, molecular function: protein binding; delayed rectifier potassium channel activity. The transcript is spliced from 8 exons. Lineage: Eukaryota; Metazoa; Chordata; Actinopteri; Clupeiformes; Engraulidae. The coding region runs from base 264 to 1835 and encodes 523 amino acids.
GAAGCGCGCUCCCGACGACGUGCCAAUCGGAAGCACAUGAGUUGCCGUGCAAGAAAGUGACAAGCAAGCUGCACUGGAGCGAAUAGAAUAAUUACGAUGCAAAAACUACUCCAAAAUAGUGAACGCAUAGACUCUAGGUAUAACAAUGCGCAACGGGAAUGCAAACUUUCUUUUUAUUUUGGUUCUACAGUUUGUCUCUCAUUAACAUAAGCACUUGAGAGCGCAUCUGAAAAGGACAAGGUGGAAUCAAUAAGCUACAAGCUAUGGUGAAGGAGCAGCUGCCGAGCUGGGCGUCUGACCCGGGAGGAGGAGGAGGAGGAGGGGAUCCCCUGGUGCACAUCAACGUGGGGGGACUUCGGAGCAGCCUGUUCUCCAGCACGCUGCGCAAGUUCCCCGACACGCGCCUGGGACGGCUGCUGGCCUGCGAGUCAGAGGAAGCCAUACUGCAGGUGUGUGACGACUAUGAUGAGCAGCUGCGUGAGUUCUACUUCGACCGCAACCCGAGCCUGUUCGCCUACGUGCUGCACUUCUACAACACGGGCAAGCUGCACAUCAUGGAGGAGCUGUGCGUCUUUUCCUUCUGCCAGGAGAUCGAGUACUGGGGCAUCAACGAGUUCUUCCUGGACAGCUGCUGCAGCUACCGCUACCACGACCGCAAGCUGGAGCGCCGCCGCAAGAACUGGGACGAGGACAGCGACGUCAGCAGCGUGGACACCUCCGUCGACGAGAUCUCCGACCUCAACAAGGACAUCCUGCUCUUCCAGGACAUGAGGUGUGGGAACGUGCGGCGCUGCCUGUGGCUGACCCUGGAGAACCCCGGCUACUCCAUCCCCAGCAAGCUCUUCAGCCUGCUCUCCAUCUCCGUGGUGCUCACCUCCAUCGCCACCAUGUGCAUCCACAGCAUCCCCGAGUACCAGCUCUUCGACGAGGCCGGGAACCCCAUCGAGGACCCCACCUUGCAGUACCUGGAGAUCUUCUGCAUCUGCUGGUUCACCUUCGAGGUGGUGACGCGCAUGCUGCUGGCGCCCAACCGCCGCAAGUUCUUCAUGAUGCCGUUGAACAUGAUCGACAUCAUAUCCGUGGUGCCCAUCUACGUCACCGUGUUCUUCGACCUGGUGGUGGGCAGCGAUCCGGAGCUGGAGGACCUGGGGAAGGUGGUGCAGGUGUUCCGGCUCAUGCGGAUAUUCCGAGUUCUGAAGCUGGCCAGACACUCCACGGGCCUACGGUCGCUAGGAGCAACACUGAAGCACAGCUACCGUGAGGUGGGCAUCCUGCUGCUGUACCUGGCGGUGGGCGUGUCGGUCUUCUCGGGCAUGGCGUACACGGCGGAGUACGAGGAGGACGUGGGCCUGGACACCAUCCCGGCGUGCUGGUGGUGGGGCACGGUCAGCAUGACCACGGUGGGCUACGGCGACGUGGUGCCCGUCACGGUGGCGGGCAAGCUGGCGGCCUCGGGCUGCAUCCUGGGCGGCACGCUGGUGGUGGCCCUGCCCAUCACCAUCAUCUUCAACAAGUUCUCGCACUUCUACCGCAAGCAGAAGGCGCUGGAGGCCUCGGUGCGCGACGGCAACAAGAGCAGGCUGCGGCAGCGGCGCCGCGUGGCCGUGGUGGACGUGGGGGUGACAUCGUCGGACGACGACGGGGACGAUGACGGCAGCAGCCACUGCCUCGAGGAGGACCUGGACGACGAUGAGGACGACGUCGUUGGCGAUGAUGAGGAGGAGGAUGUCAGCAUCAGCAGCAGUGACGGCGGAGUGAUCAACUACAGCUAUGUGGAGCAUUUGCCGCCCGUGCCCAGGAAGAAAGACUUGGCCUGCUCAGAGCUGCAUAUAUGAUGAUGUCUCGACAGUCAGGGCUGUGCUGGGGGAGAAAUAGGGCCCGGGCACUUUGGGAUUGGGAUUAAAGCCCAUCCCCCCUCCCCUCACAAUUAGCGAUGCAGAAUUGAGUCACCGGUGGGCCCUUGCACCCCCGUGGGCCCCUAUUU